AUGCGACUGCCUUUGAGUCUGCUAUUAGUAGCUGUCUUCUCUUCGAUCAUUGCCGCUGCUUUUCAAGGCCAGUCCAAUGUGGUGCUCGUCGUUUUUGAAGAUCAGGUCAUGCUAAAAACACACUCCCGAUUUGUUGAUUCUCUCAAAGCGAUCGGGAAAACUGUCGAGGUGAAACAAGCAAACUCUGAAUCAUUUGAUCUAAGGGCAGAUGGCGAGUACGUCUAUGAUUCCAUCGUCCUUCUCUGCCCAACGGCCACAAAAAUGGAGAGAAAGCUGUCUUUGGAUUCACUUGUUCGCUUCGUCGAUGCUGGCCAUAAUUUAUUUGUCGCUGCUGGGCACGGGUAUUCAGAUUACACCUCAAAGGUCGCCUCCAGUAUCGGAGUGGAUCUUGAUUACAAACGGAACAAAAUGACGGAUCAUCAACAGCCGUUUCAAUCGCUCGACGAUGGCAGCCAUACCAUCAUCCGCGCGGGUGGCCUAGUUCAAUCCAAGUACCUUUUCGGUGAUGAAAAUAUCAAAGCGAGUGAUAUUGUGUUCUCCGGCCCUGGUGCCACGCUUUUCACUGACAAUGAACUCAUUGAUAAAGUGAUGUGGGGAUCUGGCUCAUGCUAUUCUACUGACGAUUCGCGAAGGCCGCUAUCGAAGAUUCCUCGAGUGGCUGGCGCUGCUUCUGUCCUUGCCGCUGCCCUGUCGACGAGGACUGAAUCACGAGCGUCCUAUUUUGGGAGCAUUGAUACGCUUUCCAACGACGCCUUCGAUAAAGCCGGCAAGAAACAUGAGAAGGCACUGACUUCGUUCUUAGCGUGGACGGUUGGACAUGCUGGCGUUCUCCGAACGAGAAAUUUGGUCCAUUCGAGUAUCGAUGAUAGCGGCAGUCUAGCGAACGAAUUCCGGGUGAAGGAUACAAUCAAGUUUUCCAUUGAUGUGCAAGAGUGGGAUGGGGGAAAAGGUGUUUGGAGUCCGUAUGUUGCUGACGAUAUGCAGGUGGAGUUUGUCAUGUUGGACCCAUGGGUGAGAGAGCGGCUGCACUAUUCUGGAAAUGAAAACGGGACGUAUACAGCGACGAUUCCCGUUCCAGACCAGAUCGGUGUGUACAAGUUCAAUAUUCAGUACUUCCGGCCGGGUUUGUCGCCGAUUGUGCUCAUGAAGGUGGUGCCGGUGCGACCAUACUUGCACAACGAGUAUGAAAGGUUCAUCGGGAUGGCCUCGCCAUACUACGCGUCGUCGUUCUCAAUGUUGAUAGGUGUGUUCUUACUGGGAUUGGUUAUCCUGUACGGGAACAAGGGUGAAGAUGGAGAACACGCCAAAGCUGACUGAUACCGGCAGCUUGCAUUUUGGUGAAGCAACUUAAAAUUCUGACUUGGGGAGAAAUGAGGAAUGUAAAGGAAUGUGGAUCCUCGAAAAAGUGUACGCCUCUUGUAAGCGAAAAAAAUGUGUGCUAUGGAUUCUGUUGGGAACCUGCAAGAUAACAUCAAUAGGUUUAUCGUAAGUUGCACCACAGGCGCAGGGGUUUGACAGCGUGAUGGUUGGCAAAGUAACGUGGGGUUAGAACCUUCGCCUCUUGGCAACAGGGAACGUUGCCGACGUACUCUUGUCUGAGAUCUCGCGGCUGCGCCUUGAUAUGUUUUUGAAUUUUACAUGCUAUGAGCUGCAGGCUCAGUUGAGUAAUUACCAGCGAUUUCUUUGUGCAAAGCGAAAAGGUCGGGGAUGAACGCGACUAGUCGAGAUGAUUGAUGAGUAGGAUCCUGCAAGUAAUAUAAAGUAUCCGCAGGUUUCCAGCGUGCCACGGACGUGCCCUUGCCAUGACGUGCGUUGUUGACGUCCGCAGCGCGCGCUCUGUGCAUUUCGCAAAGCGAUAGCUACAGAGGCGGUGCCACACAAUUACCCUCCGCAAAUCCCCUCUCGCGGUAUGAUAAGCGUAUUUGCCGCGCUUCCACCUUCUGCGUCUCUCCGAGGACGCAAUCUAUGAGAUAUUUCCACGCCAUUUACCACCUCGCUACAGUUGUGGUCCAGCGAUGCUACAGACUGUACCAUCCUGCCCUCCCAGCACUGUUUGGAGACACUGUUUGGAGACAAAUAUUUGCUCUCCCGAAAAGUCGCCCUCUCUCCCGAAAAUCCACCACUCGUUUUGCAGCAUGCACAGAUAUGCAUCCACUCUGAUCCGCCCUCAAUCUCCCUCCACCAGCCUGCACGCACGCCCACUCCAUGCCUUCACCAAUAAGUACAUAAAUAACAACACCCUGUUCCACUCACCACUCCAGACGCUCUACGCGUCCUAAGAGCCCCAAAAACACCACCACCCGCCCGUCCCCACCCAAACAUCAAUAAUCGACAACCUCUCCCACUACCUGUUGCUGCCCCAAGACCCUCUAUCCCCUAUGCCGCGUGGUUUAGAACCGCUCAUCGGGCGCCGUCGUCCACCCGCCCUGGUACCGCGCCGCCCACCGUCUCGUCUGCCGCCCGGACGGUUUCCCGCCGCUGCCAAACUGGCUUUGGAAAGCACGCUUGCCCUGUCGGGGCUGCUGGUGCUCGCCGUCUGGGUGACGAGUAAAGUCGUCACAGAAGCCCGGAAGAGACAGGCGCGUGUGGCCCCCGUGGGAAGAAGACUGGCUAAAAGGUUUGAAGACGGCUUGAUCGCUUUCGAGAGCUUCAGUAUGUAAGAUAGUGAAUAGAGUUCUUUUUCGUCUCUCUGUGAAGUGCAAAACGUAAAACGUGUGCCCGCUAAUUUCUUAA
Chondrus crispus (carragheen) is the source of this 2733-nucleotide messenger RNA. RefSeq lists its product as hypothetical. Bases 1 to 1317 code for a protein of 438 amino acids. Gene Ontology annotation, cellular component: endoplasmic reticulum membrane; oligosaccharyltransferase complex. The transcript is spliced from 2 exons. The record is from RefSeq and is a predicted model, not a curated record. Lineage: Eukaryota; Rhodophyta; Florideophyceae; Gigartinales; Gigartinaceae.